This is a messenger RNA of Cuscuta epithymum, 2765 nucleotides long. The record is from the annotation of a GenBank genome assembly. Lineage: Eukaryota; Viridiplantae; Streptophyta; Magnoliopsida; Solanales; Convolvulaceae.
CGGAACCGCAUCAAAAUAGGGUUCAUUUAUCAGUUUUUCCUUCCUCUCCUUAUCGGUAUCAUCUCCUUAAUUUCUCCUAUGAUACUCCCAAAACCCUACCUCCUUCCAAUUUCAAAUGGCUUUCCACUCUCUACAUGAUUCUUAUUGCUGCAUCGUCGUCCCAUCUCAUCCUCGCCGUGUCACGCGGCUCACGCCUCCAGCUCGCACCACCUUGGUCUCGCAACCCAGCUGCCACCUCGCACCUCAGCCUGGCAAAGUGUCCCCAUGCCCGUGCCUAGAAAAGCGGCCUCCACCUCCGCCUAGAAAAGUCUUUGCUUCCUAUACUUUGUCUCUUCUCUUUCAAGAUAAGUUAUUUAUCUUUUUAUCUACUACUCCGUAUGUUUUUUGUUUUGUUGAUCAGAUUUCUGUUGCUUUUUUUAUCUGCCUAAAGUCCAUAAAUUAUAAGAGCUGACCGUGAAUCUUGUUUUGCCAUAUUAAACCUGAUAAAUACUCCAUAUGUCACAUACAAUGGUGGUGAUUGGCGAUUUUUAGAAACAAGGGCCGCUCAUUAUGAGAGUUGCCUUUAUACGAACUCUUUUCAUCCUCUUCAUAAAUUAGUCUUCUCACAAUGAUGUCGAAUUUGGAAUAAAUUAAUUUGAAAUCUGUAUUUGCUGAAGUUAGAUUGAUGUGGGAUGAAAGCUUAUAUAAUUGCAUUUGAAUAAGUUUUUCUCGUUUGAUUUUAUGAAGAUAUUUGUGAGGUUUUAUAUUGACUUUGUUAUUGUUAGAGCCCGUUUGGAGAACUCUGUUUUCGGCUUAUCAGGCUUAUCAGCCAGCUUUUUCACCAAACACGUAACUUUUACUUUCGCGCGCUGAAUUGUGUAAUAAGCCGAAAAAGUAAGGUUGGAGUUACUUUUCUGGCUGUAUUGGCUGAAGUUACUGUAGAGGACCAUUUUAGCUAUUUUUACAUAUAAUUUUUUCUUUAAUUUAUUAAUAAAAUAUAUUUUUAAAAUAUUUUUUUCUUAAAUCAGCAGAAUCAGCCAAAACAGCCACUCCAGCCAGAAUAUCAUAAAUUUCAGCAGAAUCAGCCAAAACAGCCUAUUUUGGUGCUACCAAACGGGCUCUUAAUCUUGAUUUUUCUCUUCUGCUAUAAACUGUGUUAAAGUUUGGCUAUUGUAGCAAUAAAAAUUAUUAGUGCUUUUUUAUAGCUUGAUUAACAAUACGAGCUUAUAUAUAAGAAUAGUCAUAUUUGAAAAUAACCUUAUAAAAUACUUCAUUGCAACCCAAUUAAACAAAAUACGUAGUGCUUAUUCCAAUAGCAACCCAAGCAGGUUUUUAUUUAACUACCAAUAGCUUGAGGUUCAUUCUCUCUCUGUUUUCUAUCUUCUUUUAUACUUUUAUAUCACACUAUAUUUAACAUCUCGUGCUCUAAUUCUUCUUAAUGUAUGCAGAUUUUCAAGUCAACAUCAAUGUUAACAUUCAAACAGUCUUGCACAAGUUUGAUCCACAUUUCUACUCGAGUCAAUUAACUAUCCCACUUCUUGAGGUGACUCUAAAUGAUUAAUAGCUAUUUUAUAUUUAUAUUUUUUCUGAUUGCAAACUUGCAAUUAUCAAUUUCUUGGGACCAUCUUUUUUGUUACAACUUAAGAGUGGAAGUUAUAUUGUUAUUUAGAUGUUGGCAUGAUGAUGUAUGACAGACUAUACAUCUAUUUUCAACUUUAAAGGAUUGUGGGUGUUCUGUGAAGACAUAAAGAAGCCGGUGUUGAAGUUUAUUAAACUUGAGGAUCAGUUUGGGUGAAGGGCAUGAAGGGCAUAGUCUAUAUCCUUAUCAAUACAAUUUUUCUUUUUAAAAACAAGAAUUAUUGAACUGUUAUGAUAACCCAUUAUGUUAUUCCUUCAGUAUUUAUAAAAUCUCAAACUUAUAAAAAGAAGAAUUCUGAAUUCCGUAAUUUGGCUUAUUUGAAUAAAAUUUAACUGGAAUAAUAAUCAAAGAAAUGAAUAGAGUAAUUGGAAUAACUGUGAUUGUCAGUUAGUCAUUUGCCACUUAGGAAUGCAGUGAUUAAUUCUCAGAAGUUUCUGGAAGACUACAAAUAUGUCUGGGAGUGGUAAUUGGCUCUUCCUGCUGCAAUUCUUUUUCUUUCUAUAAAUUUUGACAUUGCUUCUUGCCUCUAUUGACAUUUAUUAGAGGUGUUUUGCUUAAGACUCACUUGAAAUGGUAUUGUCAAGCAUUUAGAUGAAUAGUGAGAAAAACUAGGAUCAACUUUUGACUUUGUAAUUGUUGAUUGACAAAAUGAAAAUGUUGGUGCCUCAUCAUAAUGUAACUGUAAUCUAAAUUGCUUUCUUCGCUUACUUUGAAUAUUUUGAAGUUUUAUUCUUUUGAAGUUUUAUUCUUGUUGUAACUUCUGGUAGAAUUAGAUAUGUAGGUGGACUUGCAAAGAAUAACCUCCGGAGUAGAAUUACAAAAAGGUGUGUGGAAAUUUGCAAAGUAUUGAACUGGUUUACAACUGACCCAAGGAGCAGGAAUGGCCAUUUUAAGGCUUCUGGGAGGAUUUCAUCCCCAAACGCAAAGAAGGAUUCUAAGAUAGCAGAGGAUGGAGGGGGAUCACGUUCCAUAUGUUUAUGGAUUCUUCCAGUUUGUUUUUGGUUAAAGAAUGUAUUCUAAGAUUAAUUUUGUUGUUGUAUUGAAUUCCUAUGAUGUUUUUGUGAGAACUAAUAAAGGAUAUAAUGGGUUAUUCGUGAAAUAUCAUAAAAAGGCUUGUUUUUAUUUAUAUUACCUAUUUUUGUUUAAA